This is a messenger RNA of Sphaeramia orbicularis (orbiculate cardinalfish), 2070 nucleotides long. RefSeq names its product DEAD (Asp-Glu-Ala-Asp) box polypeptide 43 (gene ddx43). The record is from RefSeq and is a predicted model, not a curated record. Lineage: Eukaryota; Metazoa; Chordata; Actinopteri; Kurtiformes; Apogonidae. Gene Ontology annotation, molecular function: RNA helicase activity; ATP binding; RNA binding.
AUGUCCGACUGGGAGGAUGAGUACGACGAAGACGGUGCUGCUAUUCCGAAAUCUGUCACCAGAUCCGCUCCAACUGAAUCGAAAUUGCCAAUCAAUGUAUAUAAAACACAAAAUGUUUCUUUUGGCGUAAGAAAUGGGCCCAGGUUUGGAGGCCCAAGACAGGAAAAGGCUGUUAGCGGCGGCAAGUAUGGACAGUGGAGAGGGGAGGGCGGUUUACGGAACACAGACCCUGAAGAUGGACCUGGGUUCCGGACUCUUGGCGGUGGAAGGUCGGGCUUUUCUCCUGUAACUAUCACCGUGGAAAAUGCUUCAGUUGGUAGGAUAAUAGGUCGUGGAGGAGCCAAAAUUCGUGAACUUGAAGAGAUAUCUGGAACAAGAAUCAAGGUAAACAAAGGGGACUAUGAAAGCGAAGUGGUCAUCUUUGGAUCCUCCCCGGCCCAGCAGAAGGCGAAGGAGUUAAUUGAAGACCUUGUGGCAGAUUGCAGUUCAAGCUUCCGCAGUGGCCCUAGUAGAGGUGGAGGAUAUAACGGAGGAGCAGGGAGUGGCUCUGUGUGGUCUGCUGAGGAAUUACAGGCUGCAAAUGUCACCCCAGUUCGACAAGUCAUAGACUGGAAUGCGAUUAGGGAGAACAAGGAUAAAUAUGAGGAACUCAAGUGGAAGGAUGUCGCACCAAUGAAAAAGAACUUUUACACUGAAGCAAAGAGUGUAUCCAUGUUGACGACAGAGGAAGUCAGUGAGUGGAGGAAGGAGAACAAUAAUAUCUUUGUGGAUGAUCUAAAGGAGGAAGGAGAAAAGCGACCAAUUCCCAAUCCUUGCCGUACUUUUCUGGAAGCCUUUGAGCUUUAUCCAGAGAUCAUGGAGAAUAUUGAACGGGUAGGCUUUGUUAAGCCAACCCCCAUCCAGUCUCAGGCAUGGCCAGUGUUGCUGUCUGGAGAAGACCUGAUAGCCAUAGCUCAGACAGGAACAGGGAAGACUCUGGCCUACCUCUUGCCUGGGUUCAUUCACAUGGAUGGACAGCCUGUGCCUAGGGAUGACCGCGGGGGUCCAGGCAUGUUGGUGCUGACUCCAACCAGAGAGUUAGCUCUACAGAUUGAAGAGGAGUGCAACAAGUAUCGCUAUAAAGGCUACAAAAGUGUCUGUGUCUAUGGCGGUGGUGACAGGAGGGGCCAGAUAAAUGUGGUGAAAAAGGGGGUCGACAUUGUAAUCGCUACUCCAGGCCGACUGAAUGAUCUACAAAUGAAUGAGCUCAUCAAUCUUCACUCCAUUACCUACUUGGUCCUAGAUGAAGCAGAUCGCAUGUUAGACAUGGGCUUUGAACCCCAGAUUUUGAAGAUUCUCCUUGACAUCCGCCCAGACCGUCAGACUGUUAUGACAAGUGCCACCUGGCCUGUUGGUGUGAGACGACUGGCCAGAUCCUACCUUAAGAAUCCCAUGAUGGUUUAUGUAGGCACCCUGGACUUGGCAGCAGUUAACACUGUGGAUCAGACCAUUCUGAUCGUCAGUGAAGAAGAGAAGAAGUCCUACGUGUUCAAUUUCAUUAGAAGCAUGCAGCCUGAUGAUAAAGUCAUUAUCUUUGUUGGGAAGAAGCUUCUGGUUGAUGACCUGUCCAGUGACAUGUGUCUGCAAGGUCUGGCAGUUCAGAGUCUCCAUGGUGACCGUGAACAGUGUGACCGUGAAGAAGCCCUAAAGGACUUCAGAGAGGGUCGAGUUCACAUUUUAGUGGCUACAGACCUGGCUUCUCGAGGGUUGGAUGUCUGUGAUAUCACUCAUGUUUUCAACUAUGACUUCCCCCGAAACAUAGAGGAAUAUGUCCAUCGCGUGGGCCGCACUGGCCGAGCAGGACGUUCAGGUGCUGCCGUUACCUUGGUAACAAGAGAGAACUGGAAGAUGGCCCCGGAGUUGAUUCCCAUCCUGGAGCGAGCAGGACAGGAUGUUCCUACAGAAUUGGUGUUGAUGGCAGAGAGGUAUGAAAAACACAAAAAGGAGAGAGAGAUGUCCAAUCCCGGGAGGGACAAAGGAGGUGGGGGAGGAGGGAGCCGAAAUGGUAGAAGAGGAGGAGGCUGGGAUUGA